Messenger RNA from Caenorhabditis elegans, 652 nucleotides. It is a transcript of the gene T21E12.5, whose product is annotated as Guided entry of tail-anchored proteins factor 1. The record is from RefSeq and is marked reviewed. NCBI's taxonomy places the organism in Eukaryota, Metazoa, Nematoda, Chromadorea, Rhabditida, Rhabditidae. The transcript has 5 exons. Bases 22 to 582 code for a protein of 186 amino acids.
UUUUCGUCUAAACUUUCAAAAAUGGCCCAGCCAGGUGAUGUUCCUUUGAAUAUUAAAAAAGUUGACCUGAUUGAUGGACUAGGAUUUCAAUGGAAUAAUUCGAUUGUUCGCUCUACAGUCUGUUCUAUUUUUAAAGUAAUAAUAAAAGUGGUGUUCCUUAUGAUUUGUGUCAGUGCAUGUUGCGUUUUGCUGUGGCUUGAAGCAAUCACAAUUGCUAAGACAACUCCAAUCCACACAUUGGAAGAAAUGCAACAAGUUGAAGACGAAGAAGCUCUGAUGCAUAUAAAAUGCUUCAUCCUUUUAUUGUGGUCAUUUUCAGUUUACACUCUUAUCACAGAAAUGACAAAGAUCAUGCUGCUCAAUGAGAAAAUUCGAAUUCUCGAAUCAGUGAGACAUCGUUCGAAAAUGGAGUCAACUCUUUCACUUAUUCGACAAAAAUCAUAUUUCGACGCGUACGCCUCUGAUUUUAUUAUUCGAAAUCAGCAAAACGAGAAAAUCAAUACGGUUAAAGAUGAAAUGGAUGCAGAAGAAAUGGUACAUCAUUUGGUUCAUGGAAUGAAUCCUCAUAAAAAUUCUUAUUGAAUAAUUAAUGUCGCUUUUCAGUUUUUAUAGAUUAUUUAAGUUUUUUGUAAUAAAGAUUUGCGUUGAUAAA